Molecule: messenger RNA, 1744 nt
Organism: Hermetia illucens (black soldier fly)
Lineage: Eukaryota; Metazoa; Arthropoda; Insecta; Diptera; Stratiomyidae
Exons: 4
Coding region: 128-1744 (538 amino acids)
Biological process (GO): glycolytic process
Cellular component (GO): cytoplasm
Molecular function (GO): magnesium ion binding; pyruvate kinase activity; potassium ion binding
Source: RefSeq, a predicted model, not a curated record
CCAGAGGAUCUCAUUCAGCAGGCUCUGUGAAUUCGAAUGUCACUCUGCCCUAAUUUUUGCUUUACGUUUAUUGUCUGCUAAAUUAUUUCUCCACGUCCUUGUCUGCAAUUUAAACUCAUCCUUAACCAUGUACUCCACCACAGUCUCGGAGCCAUGCACUGCGUCCGCAUCGAAAGAAUCCUGCGAAUUAUCCGACAUUUUGAACACCACGCCUUCGCUAUCUCCAAGGCAACCAUGUCUUCACACCCUCGAUGAUUCCGUGCCCCCAGCUCUCUGCCGUAACUACCUAAAUCGUCAUCUUCCGGCAAAGACUCCUUGGCCAAAUAAAUGUGUAGAAACAGGAUGUGUUAUUUGUGAGAAAACUGCCCUUGAUCUUCAAAAAACUAUACAUAAAUGGGGUGAGAAGCAGUUUGACAACAAAUGCCAGCCGAUCGAAUAUAAUCGCAACCAUGUGGCCCAACGGAACUUCCGGAUUCAGAAGGUUAGCAACGAAUUCCAGAAGGCGGAAACUCCUUGGUUUAUUCAGAUGGAUUCAAAGGAGUCUGUUAUGAAGUAUAAAAAGUACUAUUGUUUCCCGAAACUAGUCAUGCAGCUGGACUAUGGGUUCGAUGAUUAUCGGAAGAUAGUUGAGUAUGCACAGCACAGCAUCACCAUAUUCAUCAUCAACCUCCAAUAUGGCACACGCAAACGCCAUCUUCGCACUAUUAGAUGCAUCGAACGCGCUAUAAGGACGAUAGAAAAGAACGCUUACAUGGACAUUGAAAUAGGGAUGCUCGCUGAACUGACCAACUGUAAACUCACCACGGGUCUAUUAAAUCACGGGUCCAGCGGAAUCUACCUAGAUCGUGACUCUAAAAUCGUCUUAACCGCCGACCGUCGAUUCAGUGCUAAAGGAUCUCAUGAAGUUAUCUAUGUGAACUUCACGGACUAUGUUCUUAGCUUCCACCCGAAGGAUGUAAUUAAAAUUGGAUGCAGCAUUGAAGUGGAAGUUCAGGAGGUGCUUCUGAAAAGUUUAGUGUGCCGCGUAACAAAGGCUGAUGUCCUGAAACCGAAAAUGGAAGUUUUUAUUCCCGAAGAAAGGAGCCAACUCGGGAAGUAUAUCAGCACCGAGGAAGAUGAAGAUAUUAGCUUCAUCCUGGAGAAUAGUAAUUGCGAUUAUAUAAUAUGUCCUUGUGCUCAUAAUGUCAAUGUUUGCCAAUAUAUCCAAUGGUUCAUGGCCACAAGCCAACGACGAAUGUUUAUUAUUGGGAAAAUUAAACCUGAAAUAUAUGUGGACGAAGCAGUUCUCCAGAAGAUUAUCCCGGAGUUUUCCGGGAUAUGGAUUGAUAGCAACAGUUUGGAAGCCACACCUAUUGAUAAGGUCAUAGUCAGCAAUUGUGUUAUGCAAGGGAAGUUCAUGUUAAGAAGCGCAAACUAUAUCGAACGGGAACACAUUCAACUUCCCAAGGACCGAGGAGCUUGUCGAAAUCUUCUGGUCUAUCCGGACUGUUUGGUCAUACCAUCAUGCCUACCUAACAAUGUGUCUUCAAUAGAUGUCCGGUUGAUAAUACGUCGCAGUUAUCCUGAAAUGAACGACGAAAGCCUGGAAUACUGUUGUACUUUUGUGCCCCGUGAACAUUCCGUUUACGAUAUGCUCGUCAGACAGGUGGCCCUGAAUGUGAUUUUUGAGAAAGCCUCGUGCGUGAUAAUGGUUAAUAACACAGGACGUUCAGCAAUAAAGCUCUCGCAGAAUAGGAAUUUAUAA